This is a messenger RNA of Arachis duranensis, 771 nucleotides long. RefSeq lists its product as uncharacterized. NCBI's taxonomy places the organism in Eukaryota, Viridiplantae, Streptophyta, Magnoliopsida, Fabales, Fabaceae. The transcript has 3 exons. The coding region runs from base 1 to 771 and encodes 256 amino acids. The record is from RefSeq and is a predicted model, not a curated record.
AUGAAGAAUUACGGUAUUCGGAGAAGUGCCAAGUAUCGAGUAGUCGAAUCGGAUCAAUUAAAGUACUACGUACCAUUGCUGCAAUUUACAGAUGUCUUUGGAGUCUCCGUGUCGCCCUCUGACAAAAUUUUGGAUAUUGGAUCGCCGACAGCUAGACAACAACCUCAUAUGCAAAAUCAUCCUGCUACUCAUACAGUCCGGUCCAUCAGUGAACAUUCCUAUUCUACAGAGUACAGUGAGAUAGAGCUAUCACUUCAAGCCGCGUACAGGAACAGUUGUCUCCCUGGCAUGGUAUGUGACAUCAGUGCGUUGCCGUAUUACGAUGGCCACUUGAUGGUGCACGACUACGGUCAGUUCGACAAGGUGUUCUUGUCAUACCCUCCAUGCAUUAAAGCUUUCAAGCAUUGUAAGCCGUUCAUCUCCGUAGAUAGUAUGCACUUGUAUGGCAAAUAUGAUGGAGUGUUGCUAAUUGCAGUUGCACAGGAUGGUAACAGUAACAUCCUCUCGGUGGCCUUCGCCGUUAUUGAGUUUGAGAGUACAGAAUCAUGGUCCUUCUUCCUUACCAAUCUAGGACGCCAUGUGACACCACAAGAAGGGCUAUUGAUUAUAUCUGAUAGAUCUCAAGUAAUCAAGGCUGCACUUAGAGCUAAUGACAACCUAUGGGAGCCUCUUAGGGUGUUCCAUGCGUAUUGUGUCAGGCACAUGGCUACGAACAUUGUGUCUCGGUUCAAGAUAGCCGAGGGUAAGCGAUAUCUCAUUAAUGCUGCAUAA